Molecule: messenger RNA, 1596 nt
Organism: Polychytrium aggregatum
Lineage: Eukaryota; Fungi; Chytridiomycota; Chytridiomycetes; Polychytriales
Product: P-loop containing nucleoside triphosphate hydrolase protein
Exons: 12
Coding region: 1-1596 (531 amino acids)
Cellular component (GO): catalytic step 2 spliceosome; intracellular anatomical structure
Molecular function (GO): RNA binding
Source: RefSeq, a predicted model, not a curated record
AUGCUGCUCCGCGAGCUCCUCUCCGACAACCAGCUCAAGCGAUACUCGACCAUCGUUCUCGACGAGGCUCACGAGCGCACCCUUCGGACCGAUGUCUUGUUUGGCAUGAUCAAGUCGAUCCAGCGCGAGCGACCUGAUUUGAGGGUGGUGGUGAUGUCGGCAACGCUGAAUGCCGAAAAGUUUUCCAAGUUUUUCGGAAACGCCAAAAUUCUUCACAUCCACGGCCGGCAGUUCCCGGUCGAGAUCUUCCAUGCACCCGAACGACUGGAGGACCACGUCGACUCGGCCCUUGUCUCAAUCUUCCAGACGCACCUGGAGCAGCCGCCGGGAGAUAUCCUGGUCUUUCUCACAGGCCAAGAAGAAAUCGAAAACCUCGAAAAGCUCAUUGGAGAGCAUACGCACGAUCUGCCCCACGAUGCCGAUAAGAUGUUGGUGUGUCCUAUCUUUGCAGCCAUGCCAACAUCGCAGCAGUCUAGGGUCUUUGAGCCAACACCACACGGAACCCGCAAGAUCAUCCUCUCGACCAACAUUGCCGAGACAAGUAUCACCAUCAGUGGCGUUCGAUAUGUCAUCGAUACGGGACUGGCGAAGGUGCGGAGCUACAACCCAAAGAUAGGACUCGAGAGCUUGAAGAUUGAGCCCAUCAGCAAGGCAUCGGCCAGCCAGCGAACAGGCCGUGCCGGUCGUGAGGCGCCUGGCAUCUGCUUCCGACUCUAUCCCGAAGAGGAUUAUCUCCAGCUGGAUGAAGAGACCGAGCCUGAGAUAAAGCGCGUAAAUCUUGCCAGCGUGCUGCUGCUGCUGAAAGCCUCGGGUGUGAGCGAUAUUUUUAACUUUGACUAUAUAGACCGCCCCUCGCGCGACGGAUUGGUCAGAGCGCUGGAGCAGCUGUAUGCCCUCAGUGCUCUCGACGAGCGCGGACAGCUUACCGAACUGGGCCGCCAGAUGUCGCUGUUCCCGCUGGACCCGCAGUUCUCAAAAGUCCUGAUCAAAUCAAAGGUCCUCAAGUGCACUUUCGAGGCGAUUGCGAUCGUGUCGCUGUUGUCCGUGGACAACGUGUUCUAUACUCCCAACAACAAGCGCGAGGAGGCUGCCGAGGCCAAGAAAAAGUUCCUGAACUAUGACGGAUGGCUCCAUCACUCCCCAGGCGACCAUUUGACACUACUGAAUGCGCUGCAAGCGUACCAGUCCGUGGACUCGGCACCGGGUACCUGGUGUCAGGACAACUUUAUAUCGCACCGAGCGCUCAAGCAGGCCCUCGAAAUCCGGACGCAGCUGAAUGAGCUCUGUGAGCAAGUCGGCAUCGACCACAGGAUCUCGAGCGGAAGCAACUCAAGCGAGGCUGUGCUGCGGUGCUUCCUGGAAGGGUGGUUCACGAACGUGGCUGUCCGGGAACCCAAUGGCGUGUACAGAACAUUGGUGCAUCGCCAGGAGGUACAUAUCCACCCGUCUUCGGUGCUGUUCAAUCGCAAGCCCACUGUCCUGAUGUUUACUGAGCUGGUCCACACGUCCAAAAAGUAUAUGCGCAACGUCUCGGAGAUCCAGCUCGACUGGGCCAUUCAAGCGGCCCCACAGUACUACUCUCGGACAUCGGGCUGA